Molecule: messenger RNA, 4665 nt
Organism: Anopheles merus
Lineage: Eukaryota; Metazoa; Arthropoda; Insecta; Diptera; Culicidae
Gene: HIPP1
Product: nascent polypeptide-associated complex subunit alpha, muscle-specific form
Exons: 6
Coding region: 290-3751 (1153 amino acids)
Source: RefSeq, a predicted model, not a curated record
GAAAAGCAUCACAAAUCGAGUGAAGCGACGGGGUUUCGUGCGCUUGCAGCAUUUUCGGGAAAACAUUUAGGCUGGCAAAGAAAGAAGGAAAGAAAAAACCGCGUCCCUAGUGCCGCCAAAAGUGAGAAUCGAUAUCCAUUCGGAGCUUGUGUAUCGCCGCUUAAACCGAACUGUGUGCUGCCAAUCGUCAGCACAACGUGCUGAAAGUGCUGCUGUUACCGAGCGUCAAGUGGCUUGCUUCGGAUGCUUCAGCUUGAGCAAAUCCUGCGCCCCAUUAGAAGCCGCCAGCAUGAGUGAACCCGCAGCGCUGGGUGCAAUCAAGCAAGACCCGGAAGAUGUUUCCAGCAAGACGGAUGAAGCCACGUUUACGACCCUGACCGAGGAAGGCUUCCCGGCGGGCCCGUCGCUCAAAUCACCCACCCCGGCGGAAGACACCACCACCAUCCUGAGUGAUGACGAGACGAAAACGCUGACCACGCUGGAACCGGCCAGGAAGCCGUCGGGUGGAGUGGCAAAGAAGAGCUUUCCCGGUGCUGCUGGCGCCACCGCUGUCUCACAGAAACUUUCCAAUGAACCUCGCAAGAACGAUCUCAGCACGCCGGUGAAAAGUAAAACCAGCUCUAGCGCUACGGAGCAACCAUCGGCGGACAGUUUAAUACAGAAGAUGCGCAGCAAGCUGAGCAAGCACAUCGAGCUGAAGUCAAUCAAUUCCGCGAAACCCGCCAAACCCGCCAAACCCGCCAAACCCGCCAGCCCCGCACCGUUGGACAUGAGCGGUGCGAUCGAGAUACCGCAGGACAUGAUACUGAGCAACGACAUACCGCAAACGCCGAUCGCGGCGUCGGAUGCGAAGGAAAGUCGGCUGGACGAUCACGACCUGAUCGCCAUACUGGAGGGCAACAUGGUGGAGAUUCGAGAAAAUGCUUCCGAAAUUGAAGUGUGCGACGUGGGCGCUUCGCUCGAGAUCGUGUCGUUUUCGAUCAUCGAUCCGGACCAGCUGCAGCAGGAGAAAAAGGAGCGCGAGAUGGAAAUUGCCCGCCGGCAGAUGGAAAGCCUGCCGCUGCUGCCGAAGGUGCGAAAGCCGCGCACGAAAACGGUACCGAAGAGAAGCCCCACCGUCUCGCCGGCGGCCAGCCAGGGGGUGCCUGUCGAGGCGAACGUAACGCCACCGCCACCGGUGGUGAAGGAACCGGUCGGUGUGACCAUCAAGGGGCAGACGACAAUACGACCGGUGGUAAAGAUUCCGAGCGGUGCGAUCAAGAAGGAAGAAACAGCGCCAUCGGAAACGGCGGAAACGAUCAAAGCGAGGAUAAGCAAAAAUCUAAAGGAAAAGCUAAUGAAGGAAAUGAAGUUGCCUGUGCAAACGGUGGAAAAGCCGUUGUCGAAGGUGGAGCCCGUGACGGUGAGUCCGCAGACAAAGUCGGAGCUAGUCGAUUCGCUCGUUUCCGACUGGGAUGAUGAUCCGCCAGUUCAGCAGCAGGAAGGGGUAGAUGAGCCGCAAGAGACGGUAAAGAAACCCGUGCUAGCACCUAGCAACGAUGAACCAAAGGUUCCCCAGCAGCAGCCGAAGUCGCAGCCGACUCAGUUUGUUGCGCCUCCACCGAUCGCAGAACCGAAGCGCGUGAUAAAGCGAAAAAUCAUAUGGGAUCCAUCGGACGCAAGCAUCCCGUUUGCAAGCUUAGUCAAAUCGAACCGUGCCCAGUCGGCCGGAACUACUAACACCGAGCUAGCCCCGCUGCGGCGCAAGCGGGCCGAUUCCGUGGCCGUGCGCAUGAUUGACAACGCGCCCCACUUCAGUACAGUGGCACCGGUACGGCCGCGAGCAAAGACGCCCGAUCUGGGACAGGCGAUUGAGCGGAGCACCCUCGCAGCCAAGCCGGACGAGCUGGCGAACGACGCGAAAGCAAAGAAGCGCAAGAAGAAUGAAAUCGAGCGCUUGCUGGGCGACGAAGGCGCGAUCAACAUGCUGUACGACGUGGAGUGUGAAGCGACGCGGAAGGAUCUGCUGAAGGAGACGGAGGUGGACACGAGCGACGAGGACGAGAAGCUGCUUGCGAAGACGAAAAUCAUAACCGACGCCGUGAUCAAUCAGGGCAAAUCACCAAACGAAUCGCCAACCUCGCAGGGUUUGCGCGUCCGGGCCAAGCGCGGGACAACACCAUCGAAUCAGUCCGGGUCGACAGCAACCAGUCCGGGUUCCGCCGGCACCGCCCAACAAACAUCCAAAGCAUCCGUUCCAUCGGCUACCUCAUCGGCGUCCGGCGCUAGCGGAGCCCAGCCGUCAAAAAAGCAGGCCAAUGGCAAAGUGACCACCACCACCAUCCCGGCGAUAACGGGAGCCCGCAAGCGCAAAAUGACGGCAUCGGCCGCCAAGGAAUGGGAGUACGUGUACAAUGCGCCGCGCAGUGAUGACGCGAUGAUCAUUCGACGGCGCUCGAACAGUUCCUACUCGAGUGGUGGGGCCAGUCCGCGCCGGUUAAGCUUCGACCAGCCGAACGAAUCCGGGUCCGGAUUCGGGUCGGAGAGCUCUACCCUCUCCCAGAACGGAACGAGCAAUAACAAAUCGUCCUCCCCCGGACAGCAGCAGGAUGCGUUCCUAAAGCCACCGAACAAGAAGGAACCAAAGCUACCGGUCACGAAACCACCGGGCGGUGCCGGCGGGUCGACCGGCUCGGAGGACAUCAAGUUUAAUCCGUCUCUGGUGGCGAACAUGCGGGGGAAGCUUAGCAAGGUGCUGAAAGGCAUGAAGGGUGCCCCGCUGGCAACGAGCACACCGGGACAGGAUGUGCCGGCCCAGGCAAACAAGCAGGCGGCCAAGCGUAAGGCGCCGGCCAGCUCGGUUGAUAUGGUCGAUUCUGCGGUGAGUGCCGCAGGAGGUGAUGUAGCAUCACCGCCGGGUGGUGGUGGAUCCUUCCAGGAUGCGGCGGUACAAAAGCAGCUGGAUCAGCUGAAGCAGAUGACGUGCGUGAAGCAAGGCAACUACGCGGAGAUUGUGAUGAAAUCGCGAAGCGUUACUAAUGGUGACGGAUCCAAGAGUCCUUUGGAGAAUGUGUUUUCGCAAGAGCUGAUGAAUGAGCUUCACACUACGUUCCUUGCGCUACAGAAGGAUGUAUCCGUGCGUGCGGUUCUGCUACGAUCGGGCGGUGCACACUUUAGCCGCGGCUUAGACGUCGCCCACCUGGUACAGCCGGUAGAGAAAAGGAAAGCAGCGGCCGAGGAAAUGAGUACAUGCUUGAUGAAGUUCCUGAAGAUGCUCGUCGCCUUCCCGAAACCGAUCGUAGCGGCCGUGCAGGGCGACGUUCUCGGUAUGGGUGUCACGAUACUGCCCCUGUUUGACGUAGUGAUUGCCCAGCUCGGAAGCAGCUUCGUCGCACCGUACGGCCACUUUGGCUAUCUGCCCGAAGCGCUCGGUGCGUUCAGCAGUGGCGUUCGAUCUCUCAAAGCGAAAACGACGACGGAUCUGUUUCUGCAAGGCAAACGGUUAACGGCAGCAGCUGCACUGGAUUACGGGCUCGUGACGGAAACGGUCCCAGCGGAGCGGCUUGAGGAGCGAGCACGCACGGUCGCCAAAUCGGUCGCCUCCCAAUCCUUCCAGGCAAUGCUAUCCAUCAAGCAGCAUCUCCGGCGAGAGCUAGUGACCAAGAUGGAGUCGGCACUGUUGUUGGAGCAGAAGAAGCACGCCCAGCAGUGGGCCACACCAGAGUGUCAGGCCAAGUUUAAGCUGUUCGUUAGCAAGUGUGGAGAGCUUUAAACUGCUGGGCCGCCGCCUGCUGCGUUUUAAGGUUGUAGAUUUAGACAUUUGAGCAAAGCGACAUAAGCUCCCGCUCUCGCGUACACCAAUUGUAGCUGUACAGUAAGUUUGUUGCAAUAUCUGCGAUGCGACAAAAUGGUCGCUCCUCGUUUCAUUUAGAUUUAGCCUACUAAUGCCCACCCCACCCCUCCUUCUCCCUUUUACCCACGUUGUUAUCGAUGUGUUGUUUCCCCCCCAUUAUCAAGCGGAAGCUUUUUUAUUAACUAUACUAAAUACUUUAUUCCGUUUUCAACACAUUGCAACGCUUCCCGUGUGCCUUUCCGUCUUAAUACGCUUCUCUUUUUUUUUGUUUUAUUUUGUUAUUUUUAUACAAUCGAUGCUGCUUCCUUUUGGAUCCGCUGGAAUCCUUUUAUACAUUUCAACUCCGUGCACACGGCGUUACGAUUUUUGUAUCUUUAUUAUACGUUAUCUUUGUUUUUGAUCAACAGGAAGGCUAAACAGCAGGGGGGUUUUACAGGCGAGCAAAGGGAAAGUGCGUGCAAAUUAGUGGUGGUUUUGGAGGCAGGGGAAAAAAGAAAGGUUGUAUCCGUACGGUCAGUUUAGAAAGGAAACUUGGAAAGGAGAGCAAAAUAUUAUUUAAAAUAUUUUUUGUAAUUGUUUUUCUUUUCUUAUUUGAUUGUAGCGACAAAAAUUCGUUAAUUCUCUUUAAAGAAAAAGAAACAUAUUAAAUAUAACGAGCGAAAAAGAAAAACAUAUUAAAUGAAACACAUUUAGUAUCCAGAGGGAGAAAAAAAGCAUUGUUUAUUGGAGAAAAAUAAUUAAAAAUCAUUUAGUAUGAUAAUUGAGCUUAGUUUUAGAAACAAACAGAUAUAAAAAAAAACCCAGAACCAAGAGGAAAUAUAUUUUGAACUGAA